This is a messenger RNA of Funneliformis mosseae, 1371 nucleotides long. The record is from the annotation of a GenBank genome assembly. NCBI's taxonomy places the organism in Eukaryota, Fungi, Glomeromycota, Glomeromycetes, Glomerales, Glomeraceae.
AUGUCACCGCUCGCACAUUCUAAAAGAACUUCGAUUUUACACCGACGCGAGCCGUCGGUUCCACAUGAGGUCAAAGAGACAUUAGAUGCAGUUGUAACUGAAACUCAAGAUGGAGAACGUUGUUUAAACAACUACGUUUUGAAAGACGUAAUCGGACAGGGAGCUUAUGGCACAGUGAUUUUAGCCUAUGACAAAGAAACCAAAAUGAAAUAUGUAGGUUCUGUCACAAAAUGUCUAUUAAGCUUAGAAUUAUUUGAAAAUUCAAAAAUAUUUGAAAUUAUGUCGCCAAUUAAGGCUGUCAAAGAAUUCAGCAAAUCACGACUUCGCAAAAAAGAUAAGGCAAACUUCUUUCGUCGUCCACGCGGCAGAGGGAUUCGAGGUCGAGGAGGCGCACCCGUAAGCGACACAACGAAUACAUCAGAUCCCCUAUAUUUGAUUCGUAGUGAAGUUGCUGUAUUCAAGAAGUUGAAUCAUGUUAAUGUGGUAAAAUUAUACGAAGUAUUGGAUGAUCCAAGUAAUGAUUCUCUUUAUAUGGUAUUCGAAAUGUGCGAGAAUGGAGUUCUCAUGGAUGUUAAUAUCCAGAAGAAAUCAACUCCAUUUCCCGAAGAGAAAAUGCGGCUUUAUUUCAGAGAAAUGAUACUUGGUUUUGAAUAUCUACAUGAAAAUGGGAUUGUUCACCGGGAUAUUAAGCCCGACAAUCUCUUAUUGUCAAAAGAUGGUGUGCUUAAAAUAGUAGAUUUCGGUGUAUCUGAAAUAUUUAUCAAAGGCAAUGAUAAAUUGAAGAAAUCUGCCGGUAGCCCGGCUUUCAUGGCACCGGAACUUUGUGUAGCUCAUCAUGACGAAAUUUCUGGACAGGCCGCAGAUAUUUGGUCCAUGGGAGUCACUUUAUAUUGUCUUGCUUUUGGACAAUUGCCUUUUCGGAAGGAAAACAUUCUUGAUAUGUAUGAAUCAAUAAAACAUGAUGAAUUCGAAAUUCCGGAAGGAACAGAUCCCGAUUUAGCUGAUCUUCUUAAAAAGAUUCUUGAGAAAGAUCCAAACAAAAGAAUUACAAUGCUUGAGAUUCGUGAACAUCCAUGGGUUACUGAAAGAGGAAAUGAUCAACUUAUAACUAGAGAAGCGAAUUGUGCCGAGGUGGUUACCGAAAUUACAGAUGCAGAAUUUAAUUCGGCUAUCAAAACUAUUAGCAUUGGUACUGCCAUCACUGUGAUUGUUGCUGGCAAUAAAUGGAAGAGAAUGUCCAAAACACAUAGUAUGUCAUCUGGAGAUUUUGCAAAAUUAAGAGCCUUGGAAACUGCUGAUAAUGAAAAAGAAAAAGGAGAGAGUAGUACUGCCGAAACUACAACCGGUUCGUCAAUUGUUUCGUCCGAAUGA